AUGACGGGGAAGACAAUACAAAGCGGCACGAAGCAGGCACCGAUUUACUCGAUGAAGCCCCGACAAACCCGGGGACACUUUAGCGAGGACUUAGCCAAGGCCCCCGGUCCCGGGACCUACAACACUAUCGAACCCGGUAUGUACAAAAAUAGGGCCCCAAUAUACAGUAUGACAGCACGCAAUGCCAUGCCUGGGGAUAGCACACAGAAACCCGGCCCCGGGGCUCACUCUCCUGAGGUGGUCAGGAUCAACAAGCGGGCAGCUCCAAACUUCAGCUUUGGGAUUCACCACUCCCCCUACAUUGCACCCCUCAUUGUGGAGGCGGAGUAG
Molecule: messenger RNA, 330 nt
Organism: Mizuhopecten yessoensis (Yesso scallop)
Lineage: Eukaryota; Metazoa; Mollusca; Bivalvia; Pectinida; Pectinidae
Product: outer dense fiber protein 3-like
Exons: 1
Coding region: 1-330 (109 amino acids)
Cellular component (GO): cytoskeleton
Source: RefSeq, a predicted model, not a curated record